Molecule: messenger RNA, 1641 nt
Organism: Helianthus annuus (common sunflower)
Lineage: Eukaryota; Viridiplantae; Streptophyta; Magnoliopsida; Asterales; Asteraceae
Product: allene oxide synthase
Exons: 2
Coding region: 25-1461 (478 amino acids)
Biological process (GO): jasmonic acid biosynthetic process; sterol metabolic process
Cellular component (GO): chloroplast thylakoid membrane; chloroplast envelope
Molecular function (GO): heme binding; oxidoreductase activity, acting on paired donors, with incorporation or reduction of molecular oxygen; monooxygenase activity
Source: RefSeq, a predicted model, not a curated record
CACCAUUUUCUCUCACUCAAAAACAUGGACUCAUCAUCUGAAACUUCCCCGGCUGCCCCUCUCCGCACCAUCCCCGGUUCAUACGGCAUUCCAUUUCUCCAACCGAUCAAAGACCGGUUGGAGUAUUUUUACGGCAAAGGUGGCCGAGACGAGUACUUCCACUCCCGCCUUCAGAAAUACCAAUCCACAGUCUUCCGAGCCAACAUGCCACCCGGCCCUUUCAUAAGCAGCAAUCCGAAAGUCAUUGUCCUCCUUGACGCCAAAAGCUUUCCCGUAUUGUUUGAUGUUUCCAAAGUCGAGAAGAAAGAUUUGUUCACAGGAACUUAUAUGCCGUCCACUAAACUCACAGGCGGAUACCGCGUACUCUCGUACCUCGACCCAUCCGAACCUAGACAUGCUCAACUUAAAAACCUCCUGUUUUUCAUGCUUAAAUCUUCAAGCGACCGAGUCAUUCCUCAAUUCGAAACCACUUACACCGAACUCUUUCAAGGCCUUGAAACCGAGUUAGCCAAAAACGGUAAAGCUAAGUUCAAUGACGUUGGUGAACAAGCCGCUUUCCGGUUUUUGGGCCGGGCUUAUUUUAACUCGAACCCGGAAGAAACAAAACUAGGAACGAGUGCUCCAACGUUGAUUAGCUCGUGGGUGUUAUUUAAUCUUGGCCCGAUACUCGACCUCGGACUUCCGUGGUUCUUGGAGGAACUUCUUCUACACACUUUUCGACUGCCUGCGUUCCUGAUAAAGAGUAGUUACAAUAAACUUUACAAUUAUUUUGAGUCGGUUGCCACUCCGAUUAUCGAGCAAGCAGAAACGUUAGGGGUUCCGAAAGAUGAAGCUUUGCAUAAUAUCUUGUUCGCGGUUUGCUUCAACACCUUUGGUGGGGUUAAGAUUCUCUUCCCCAAUACACUCAAAUGGAUCGGACUUGCUGGUGAGAGUUUGCAUACUCAACUAGCGGAAGAGAUCAGAGGUGCUAUAAAAUCGUAUGGCGAUGGUAAGGUGACGAUGGAAGCAAUCGAGCAGAUGCCAUUGACGAAGUCAGUCGUGUAUGAGUCCCUCAGGAUUGAUCCACCAGUACCUCCGCAAUAUGGAAAAGCCAAAAGCAACUUUACCAUCGAGUCACAUGACGCGACUUUCGAAGUCAAAAAAGGCGAAAUGUUAUUCGGGUAUCAACCGUUUGCAACAAGGGACCCAAAAGUAUUUGACCGACCUGAGGAAUUUGUCCCCGAUAGGUUCGUUGGGGAUGGCGAGGCGUUGUUAAAGUACGUCAUGUGGUCUAAUGGGCCAGAGACCGAGAGUCCAACACUUGAAAAUAAACAAUGUGCUGGAAAGAACUUUGUCGUGCUGAUAACGAGGUUGUUUGUCAUUGAACUUUUCCGACGAUAUGACUCUUUUGAAGUCGAUAUAGGCGAGUCUGCGUUGGGUGCGGCUGUUACACUUACGUCCCUGAAGAGAGCUAGUACAUGAUUGCAUCGAUAACUAAUUACCAUUUACUGGCACGUUAGUAAAAUGCAUGUUUGUUUUGUAUUUUCAAUAAAUAUAAAAUAAAGAGAUAAAAAGGGUUGGGGUGUUGAGAGGUGAGGAUCAAGUAUCAAGGUUGUUUGUAUUAUUCAUUCUGUGAUCACGUGUUGUCUUUGGCAUUUUAAG